Cavia porcellus (domestic guinea pig) is the source of this 2507-nucleotide messenger RNA. It is a transcript of the gene Fbxo15, whose product is annotated as F-box protein 15. The transcript is spliced from 9 exons. Gene Ontology annotation, cellular component: SCF ubiquitin ligase complex. Lineage: Eukaryota; Metazoa; Chordata; Mammalia; Rodentia; Caviidae. The record is from RefSeq and is a predicted model, not a curated record. Gene Ontology annotation, molecular function: protein binding. Bases 135 to 1490 code for a protein of 451 amino acids.
CUCCCAGAGAUAGAGCGAGGACUGACGCUUAAUACGCAUGCACGAGCGUGGUCGUACGUCUGCGCACGCGCGCGAGGUUGGGGGCGGAAUCCUCUGGAGAAGUCUGGCCCCUGGGCUGUACCUGCCUGGUCUCUAUGGCGACAGGACGCGGUCGGCCCUCGCGGCACCGCUUGCUGGGCCAACAGGAGCCGCGUGGACCCUAUCACGGCGGCGGCACGGCCUGCGGCAGGACAGGGGCUGCGGCUGGGUGCUCCGGGGCGUCCCGCUUCAGGAGACCGUCAGGGCCAGCGGGAGGAGUCCGUGUCGCGAGAAAGGGACGGGGUGUCAAAAGCAGUGCAGGCGAUACUGCCCUGAAGCAAUAUGCCCAAGGAAGUCCGUACUGGGAUAAAUCGUUCUCUAACUGUUCUGUGUACUUGGAUAGGAUGCCUUCAGAAAUCCUGCUGAAGAUAUUUUCCUACUUGGAUGCUAUAAGCCUGCUGUGUACUGGCUGUGUGAACAGGCGGUUUUAUCAUUUGGCCAAUGACAAUUUUAUUUGGGUCAGAAUCUAUGCAACAGCAUUUUCACCUAAAAGAUCUAAUUGGAAAGUUAAUUCAGUAGAGGAAACAGCUGUGUCUGUGAGCUUACUGUCCGUUGAGGAUAAGGAAGCUGGAUAUUGGAAGAAAACCUAUAUUACAAAACAGAUCACAUCUGUGAAAGCAGCAUUAACCCAGGUUCUCAAACCUGUCAGCCCUUACACAGGCCUUCCCGUGAAGAUCAAAGAGGCUCUCAGACUAUCUGGCUUAGGUUGGGGAAUUAUAUUGAAAGAAAAAAAUGGAAGAGAAUAUAUCAUUCCCCAUGUUGAUUUUUCUUUAAAUGAUACAUCUGUUACUGUUGUGUGGUAUGGCAAAAAUUGGCCUUGUUUAGCUACACUGAUAACCUUGAAUUUGUGUGGUAUGACACCAGUUUUUAUGGACCGGUAUAAAGCCUAUGCCAAACAUGGACCUCGAUGGCAUUCUUUAAUUGCAAAGUAUGAUCUAAGACAUUUAAAUGAAUCAACCAUGAUUGGCUGUGACAGACUUAUUCGAAUCUUCAGCCUAGACCCUGGUCUCGUGGUAGGGGUAUGGAAGAAGGAGGAAGAACUGGCUUUUGUCAUGGCAAAUCUUCAUUUCCAUCAUCUCGUGGAGAGGAGCACAUUAGGCUCGGCCACUGUCCCCUAUGAGCUGCCUCCUCACGUUCCUUUUCUGGAUGACAACCCAGAGUAUGGACUGCAUGGCUACCAACUCCACAUUGACAUGCAUGGUGGUGGAGUUUUCUUCCUGUGUAGUACAUUUCGCAAUCUCUUCACUAUGAAAGGAUGCAUUGAAGAUGGAUUUGUUCUGCAUUUUCCCUAUCUACUUUGCCCUGUGAUGUGCAUCUUACCUCUAUUCAGAUGUCUGUCUGAAAAAGUUUUUCCUAUAAGUGAAGAUUUAGUUAUAUUAUUGUGUUUCACAAUCACUUUUCAUUUGCACUAAAUGGACCAUGGAGCCUAAUAUUCUGAAAACUGGACAGUUCUGUGGGCUCUCUUACAACACAAGAGUUCUUGGAAGGCAGAACAUAUGUGUUGCAUGAUGGUGAAGGACCAUAAGUGGCAGUGAGGUUGCUGGCAUCCAGCUUUGAGUGAGUUAGAGGAGGGAUAGGGCUUGGCUUCAUGUGUUGGUAAGCACGUGUGAGGCCUUUUACUCAUUUAUGAAUAUUAUAAAGAUGUGUAUUUUAUGUGCUGGGUUCUUUUUCUUAUGUCCUUCUUCUUAUCUGCCGUUUUUCAUUUUCCCCUUUUGGGGGAAGUGUUAACAUGGACCACUCAUUUAUUUCCUUUAGUUGCCAUCUCUGCAUCUUAAUUCUGAAGCUCCAUAUUUCUUGUUCUCGGUUUCCAUUGUUGGACAGUGUGUUAGAGCUUGACCAGAUGCUAUAAUUUGGGUGUGGAACGUUCCCAGGGCAUUUGUAAUAAAGGCUUGGUCCUCAGUUUGGCACUAUUUAAAGAUGGUAGAAACCAUUAAGCGAGUAGGGCUUUGUGGGAUGUCUUCAUGUAAGUGGGGCAUGCUCUUGAAGGGGCUGUGGAGCAGUACGUUUCCAGCUGCCAUGUGGGUAGCAGCCUGCUCUACAGUGUGCUCCCUGCCAUGAUACACUGCCUUAGCAUAGACCUAGAAGUAAUGGGGCCUAGCACCCACCAAUUUUAUAUGUUGAUUUCCUCAGGUAUUUCAUACAGCAAUGGGAAGCAGACUAACGCGCCAAGUGAGAAAAGACUUUUUAUAGACUUUCUGUUAGUGAUACCCAAGCUCUCUCUAGCCAUUUUUUCUGACUAACAUUGGCAUUCCUUUCCCAGAACAUACAUUCAUUUUUCUAUCACUGGGACAUAGAUAUUUUGCUCUAGCCACAGUACUAUCUGCGCUGAUAUCCCCUGGUGAAUCUGAAACUUAGCAGUAUGAGGUAUUCCUUGAGUGCCCAACCUGAAGACUCUUGAUUUGCUAUCCUUCAUCAGAAUGUAAUGAAAA